Molecule: messenger RNA, 2127 nt
Organism: Cordyceps militaris CM01
Lineage: Eukaryota; Fungi; Ascomycota; Sordariomycetes; Hypocreales; Cordycipitaceae
Product: calcium/calmodulin-dependent protein kinase kinase
Exons: 6
Coding region: 1-2127 (708 amino acids)
Biological process (GO): protein phosphorylation; intracellular signal transduction
Cellular component (GO): cytoplasm
Molecular function (GO): protein serine/threonine kinase activity; ATP binding
Source: RefSeq, a predicted model, not a curated record
AUGGACAGCUCAUCUAGCAUGGAGACGCCCACAGCGCCCACCAUUAACAUGCCUCAGAAUGAGCCCUCUUUGCCGCUGAAAUACGACUCUGUACAAGACUUGUCAACCUCGGCGAUGCUCGAGAGGCCGCAGUUGGCGACCAACGCAUCUGACCCUCCCGGGCUACAAAACUUUCAGAGCCCUUUGCGACAACAUAAACGGCAACCGAGCGCCCACCGCGAGAUCAAGGAAACCUUGGAUGCCCGUGUCGAGUACGCAAGCGACGAGGAUGAUGGUCGGACCUAUCACAAGAUCAACCAGUACACCAUUAUUGAGGAAGUCGGUCGCGGCUCCUAUGGGGCUGUCCACCUUGCCACUGACCAGUUUGGCACCGAAUAUGCCGUCAAAGAAUUUUCCAAAUCACGACUGCGCAAGCGCGCGCAGUCCCAAAUCCUACGCCGUGGACCCCAGGGCCGUCCCCGACGCCAGCCCUUGCGCGUCAGGAGCAACGGUCAAGUCCUGACGCCGCAGCUCGGGGGAGAGCAGCCUGGCGAGAAGGAAGAUUCCCUGCACCUCAUUAGAGAAGAGGUGGCCAUCAUGAAGAAGCUCAAUCACCCCAAUCUUGUCCAGCUCAUCGAAGUGCUCGACGACCCGGGCGAGGAUUCGCUCUACAUGGUCCUCGAAAUGUGCAAAAAGGGUGUCGCCAUGAAGGUUGGCCUUGACGACCAAGCAGAUCCGUAUAGCGACGAUGUAUGCCGCUACUACUUUCGCGAUCUCAUCCUGGCCAUUGAAUAUUUACACUCACAGUCCAUUAUUCAUCGCGACAUCAAGCCAGACAAUCUCCUCGUGGCAGCAGACGACACUCUCAAAGUCAGCGACUUUGGUGUAUCAGAAAUGUUUGAGAAACCUGACCACAUGAAGAUUAAGAAGUCAGCAGGGUCUCCUGCGUUCCUGGCGCCGGAGCUAUGCAGCCCUCACGGCGAGGUGUCGGGCACUGCCGCCGACAUCUGGUCUAUGGGUGUAUGCUUGUACUGCUUUCGCUACGGCAAGAUUCCCUUCAAUCGUGUGAGCGUGCUGGAAAUGUACGAGGCGAUCCAAACGGAACAGCCCAAAAUACCUGAUGGCGAAGAUCCGGCCUUUGUCGACAUACUGGAGAGGCUUCUCAAGAAGGACCCCGAACAGCGCAUCACAAUGGCCGAGCUUCGUGAGCACCAAUGGAUCACGAAAGACGGUACAGACACUCUACUCUCCGAGGAGGAGAAUUGUGCGCACAAGGUGGACCCGCCCAACGAGCUUGAGAUCAGCCGGGCUUUUACAAGAAAGAUGGACAACGUAUUCUGCGUGCUCAAGGCCAUUUCCAAAUUCAAGUCGCUCCUGUCUGAUCGACGGGCCUCGAGGAGCCCCGUCGUGACGGACGAGAUCGGGGAUGGGACGUUUGACCCCGCCGAGGAAAAGGCGCGCGCCGAGGAGAUUGAGGCGCUCCUCGCCCAGCGCCGCGAGGUGCUGAGUAGACGCACCCGCGACAGCACUGGUGACAGUGAUGACAGUACCGCCGGCAAGGGCCACGCCAAGGAUAUUAGCGAUCAGGAGCCGCUCUACCUCGGCAUUGGCACGAGCUCCCGGCACGCGUUCUACCUCGACGACGAGUCGGCUGAUGACGUGGUGGCCGACUCGCCGAGCGCCGUCGACUACAACAUUUAUGACCGCGCCUACGAGCAGGCCAUCAAGGACCGGCUCAGCGCGAACCCGGCCGCACGGCCCGUCAUGUACCUGACCAAGUUUGUCAGGGAGACGGACCACUUCAAGUCGUUUGAAAACAUCGUCGAGGGCACCAUCUUCUCGCCGGCUGCCGUGCGCGAGCAGAUGCGCGAGACGCGAGCGAGCCUCCACGAGCACUUUACCUCGCCCUCGACGAACAAGCUCGGGCGGCUCGUCGCCAAGAUGGGCCUCACGGACCCCCCGCUGGCCGAUGGCGCCGUCAGCGCCCUCGUGGCACCGAACGAUGACGCAGACGACGCUGAGCCACCGCCAGCCGCUUCGGCGGACGACGCCGCGCAUCCCGCGCUGGAGAAGCUCGUGGAGAGCGAUGCGGCCGACAAGGCUUCGACAGCGAGCGAGUCCGCCGCCGCCGCAACCGGCUCGUCCUGA